Messenger RNA from Haplochromis burtoni (Burton's mouthbrooder), 2255 nucleotides. It is a transcript of the gene ecel1, whose product is annotated as endothelin-converting enzyme-like 1. Gene Ontology annotation, biological process: protein processing. Gene Ontology annotation, molecular function: metalloendopeptidase activity. The record is from RefSeq and is a predicted model, not a curated record. Gene Ontology annotation, cellular component: plasma membrane. Lineage: Eukaryota; Metazoa; Chordata; Actinopteri; Cichliformes; Cichlidae.
UGAGCUGCAGCGGCAGCAGAACGCGGUGCGGAUCCCGGUGUGUGCCGAUGUCCGGAGGAGGAGUUGGGGGGGGGGGAGUCGGAUAAUCUAGCCAGAUCCUUCAGAGGAGUGGAUCUCUUCCCUUCACACACACACAUGCAGUAGCGUUUUUUUUUUAACUCCCAGCAGGGAUUUUAAUUGACUCACCACAGGUGACCUGUAACUGGUUGGAGAGAGAGAGAGAGAGCGGGGAGAGGAAAACAAAUGGAAAGGGAGCAGAGGGGAGGAGAAUGAGCGAGAGAGAGCGGGACCCGAGAGAUUCCUUGUUAACAAUGGAAGUCUCUUGCUCUGCUGGCUUUUGAUUUAAAAAGAAUAAAGGGGACUUUUCCUAAAGAAGGCCAACAGGAUUAUUUUGACAUCAGUUGAGUGUUUUGCCCCAUACAAGAAACUCUACUUUAAGAUGGAGAAGACGUACUCACUAACAGCCCACUAUGAUGAGUUCCAGGAAGUUAAAUAUGGCGGUCGCUACAGCAGUGAUAUCCUCAGUAAUGGUAUGACUCUUCAUUUGGGGGGCAGCUUGGACCGUCACAUGGGACGAAGUCGGGGAGGGACCUGGUCAGGUGGUCGAAACAAAGAUCCAGGGAGCACCGGCAACAGUGGGGGCCUCCCUCGAUGGAGCCGGAGGGAAAUCUGCCUCCUCUCUGCACUGGUCUUUGCUGCAGGCAUGUGUGUCAUCCUGGGAAGCAUGCUGGCACUCAAGUACAUUUCACUGGACGCCCACCAGGACAUGCAGUGCCGUCAGGACUGCCAGCGGAAACGCUCCCUCCUGCGGGCUGCUCGUUUUGUUCAGGCCAAUAUCGACCCAACCAUCCAGCCAUGCCAGGAUUUCUAUUCCUUCGCCUGUGGUGGUUGGCUGAGGCGCCAUGGCAUCCCAGAGGACAAGCUCAGCUACGGCAUCAUUACUGCCAUAGGAGAACAUAAUGAGGAGAAACUACAGCGCCUUCUGCUGGAGCCAAUUCGGAGGCGUGGGCCCAACUCAGCAGAGCGUAAAGUCAAGGAGUUCUAUCGAUCCUGCAUCAACAUCCAGGAGAUUGACAAGCUGGGGUCUGACCCCAUGAUGGAGGUAAUAGACAGCUGUGGAGGGUGGGACCUGGUGGGGGCUCCCCCUGGUGCUGCAGGGUGGGAAAGGGAGGGUGCACCACAGAGACCGGACUUUAAUGAGCUGCUCUAUAGGACGCAGGGAGAGUACAGCACUGCUGUCUUCUUCUCCCUCACCGUCAAUGUGGAUGACAAAAACUCCUCAAGGAAUGCUAUCAGGAUUGAUCAGGAAGGGCUCACACUGCCUGAAAGAAGUCUCUAUCUGGGCCAGGAUGAAGAUAGUACAAAGAUCCUGACGGCAUACAAGGGUCUGAUGGAGCGCUUGCUGAGCAUGCUGGGAGCUCACAACGCCACACAGAAGUCCACGGAGAUUAUACAGCUGGAGACCCGUCUGGCCAAUAUCACUGUGUCAGAAUAUGACGACCAAAGAAAGGACAUCAGCACCAUGUAUAACCGCAUCACCCUUAGGCAGCUGCAGCGUAUUGCUCCCAGCCUUCAUUGGAAACGUUUGCUGGACAGAAUUUUCCAUGACAACUUUUCAGAAGAUGAAGAGAUCGUGGUGCUCGCCACCGAUUACAUGCAGAAAGUCUCUGAAAUCAUCAAGACCACUUCGAAGAGGGUUCUUCAUAACUACAUGCUGUGGCGUAUUGUGGCAGCACUGAGUGAACAUCUGUCCACGGCCUUCCGCAGCACCAUCCAUGAGUUUUCCCGAGAGAUUGACGGCACUGAGCAGCAGCUGGAACUAGGCAGGCUCUGCCUCACCCAGACAAACAAACACUUCGGCAUGGCCCUGGGAGCCCUGUUCGUCCAGCAACACUUCUCCUCAGAGAGCCGGGCUAAGGUACAGGAGCUGGUAGAGGACAUAAAGCACUCUCUGGACCUCCGGCUGCAGGAACUUGACUGGAUGGAUGAAGCCACCAAGGAUGCUGCUAGAGCAAAGCUGAAGCACAUGAUAGUGAUGACAGGAUACCCAGACUUCCUGCUCGAACCUGAGCUCAUUGAUCAAGAAUAUGAAUUCGACGUGGACGAGAAGGCCUACUUCAAGAACAUCCUCAACAGCAUCAAGUUCAACAUCAAGCUGUCUGUCAGGAAAAUUCACGAAAAAGUGGACAAAACAGCGUGGCUUCUCCCCCCACAGGCGCUUAAUGCCUACUACCUCCCUAACAAGAACCAAAUGG